AUGGAGAACCCUGCAAAUAUCGUAACAGAUGAAGACUAUUCUACAAAGACCAAAGUCAUACAUGAUCUGCAAUCUAUAAAACAGCCAACAAACAUGAAGGAAGAUAUCUCCUAUUCAAUGGGAACAGCAACCAAGGAUGGAGAAGAACCAAAUGAAUCAAUCAUUGAUGAUGAACCAUAUGAUGACGAUGGAGUUGUAUAUGAAGAAGACACCGAUGAAGAGGGUAACAUAUUUUCUGGUCAAGGCACAACCUGCUACGAAGACCUACGAACAGUUGAUGGCCAAAUAUUGCCAUCAUUUCGUGAAGCUGCAGAGAAAAGGGGCCUCAUUGAGGCAGACAACACGUUAGAUGAUUGCCUGACAGAAGCAGAGUUAUUUCGGAUGCCUUCCUCACUGCGAAGGCUAUUUGCAACGAUUCUUGUGUUUUGUGAGCCCCACGACAUCCGUGCACUAUGGAACAAUCACAUCGAGGCAAUGUCAGAAGACUAUCGACGAAACUGCAAAAAUGCAAAAAUGGUAGAACAGAUGGUAUUAAUCAAUAUUAGAGAAAUGUUGCAAUCGAUGGGAAAAGACAUACGAUCUUUUCCUCUUCCAGAGAUAAACGAGCAAAAUGACACAAAAGACAAUACACCUAGGGAGAUCACCGAGGAAGCCAACAUCGAGGUGGACCCUGAGGACAUGGAAUUGCCUAAACACCUAAAUGACGAGCAAAAGACCGCCUACAAUGAAAUUCUAACAGCAAUUGAUAGAGAUGAAGGAGGGCUAUUCUUCGUAGAUGGACCGGGAGGAACUGGGAAAACUUUUCUAUACAGGGCAUUGCUUGCAACAGUCCGUGGACAAGGAAAAAUAGCUUUAGCAACAGCAACCUCUGGUGUCGCUGCUUCAAUAAUGCCCGGAGGAAGGACAGCGCACUCAAGGUUCAAAAUACCAUUAAGGAUAGAUGAUGGGGCUAUUUGUUCAUUCACAAAACAAAGUGGGACAGCCAAGCUACUUCAAACAGCAUCGCUAAUCAUUUGGGACGAAGCAUCGAUGACUAAGAGGCAAGCAAUAGAGGCACUGGACAAAAGCAUGCGUGACAUAAUGGAUAUACCAAAUCUUCCAUUCGGUGGGAAAACAGUGGUAUUUGGGGGAGAUUUUAGACAAGUUCUGCCGGUUGUACGAAAGGGUACAAGAUCACAAAUAGUAGAUGCCUCACUACGCAAAUCUGAACUCUGGAAUUGCAUGCGUCACAUGAAGCUUGUGCGCAACAUGAGGGCUCAAAAUGAUCCAUGGUUUGCAGAAUACCUAUUGCGCAUCGGCAAUGGCACUGAGGAGACAAACGAUAAAGGCGAGAUACGUCUGCCAAAAAAUAUAUGUAUUCCACGCACAAUGGAUGAUUCAGGACUUGAUAGACUCAUCGACAGCGUCUAUCAAAUGAACAGUGCUUGCCUGGAGGAUCCAAAUUACAUCACGUCAAGAGCCAUUUUAUCCACGCGUAAUGACUGUGUAGACCGCAUAAAUCUGAAAAUGAUUGAACGAUUCCAAGGAGAAGAGAUGGUCUAUCACAGCUUCGAUAGUGUAGAAGAUGACUCACAUAACUACUAUCCCCCGGAAUUCCUAAACACACUAACCCCAAAUGGACUACCACCACAUAUGCUGAAGCUCAAGAUUAACUGUCCAAUAAUACUACUCAGAAAUAUCGACCCAGCUAAUGGACUAUGCAAUGGCACAAGAUUGGUGGUACGAGGAUUCCAGAAAAAUGCAAUCGAUGCAGAGAUUGUGCUAGGACAACAUUAUGGGACACGAGUUUUCUUGCCCCGAAUCCCGCUGUGCCCCUCUGAUGAUGAGAUGUUCCCAUUCCGUUUCAAGAGAAAACAAUUUCCUGUAAGACUAAGUUUCGCAAUGACAAUAAACAAAGCACAAGGACAAACAAUACCAAAUGUAGGCAUCUACCUGCCUGAACCGGUUUUCUCUCACGGUCAAUUAUAUGUCGCGCUUUCUAGAGCAACAACAGCCAAGAACAUAAAGAUACUAACAGCUGAAAAUGAUGAUGAAGAUGAGGACAACAAAAACAAGCCAUCAGAGAAAAAUAAAAAAAGGAAAAAAAGGAACACAAAAAGCGAAAUGUCAGAUAAGAAAGAGGUCAAUCAAAAAGACACAACAGAUAGAUACACGAAGAAUAUAGUGUAUUCAGAGGUCCUCACCAAAUAG
This is a messenger RNA of Setaria italica (foxtail millet), 2190 nucleotides long. RefSeq names its product ATP-dependent DNA helicase PIF1. Gene Ontology annotation, molecular function: DNA helicase activity. NCBI's taxonomy places the organism in Eukaryota, Viridiplantae, Streptophyta, Magnoliopsida, Poales, Poaceae. The transcript has 4 exons. The record is from RefSeq and is a predicted model, not a curated record. Bases 1 to 2190 code for a protein of 729 amino acids. Gene Ontology annotation, biological process: telomere maintenance; DNA repair.